Messenger RNA from Paramecium primaurelia, 1136 nucleotides. Lineage: Eukaryota; Ciliophora; Oligohymenophorea; Peniculida; Parameciidae. The record is from the annotation of a GenBank genome assembly.
AUGAUGAUGAGAUUUAUAAAAUUGAUUCAUCGAAAGGAGAAUCAGGAGAUGAGAGUGAUGUUUCAUUUAGUUAAAUUAAAUUAGAUUUCAAAUAAAGCAAACCAAAAUUAACAAUAGAAAAGAAAUUAAGAAUAUCUACUUGUCCAGUAAAAUCAGCUUCUUAUGCUACUAAUUUAUUAAAAUAAAGUAUUAUCAAUCAUGUAUUAUUUAAGUGAUAUCUAAAUUCAAUAUUAAUUAGAGAACUGGAUUAUAUCAAUAAAGUAAUAUCCUCUAAAAUUAUCAAGAAUUGAUUAUGAAAAUUCCAAAUACUAUUUAAAAUACUCCUCUUCAUGUACAUAUGUAUGAAAAUAUUGUUGCACAUUAUGGUUAAUCAUAAUAUAGUGAUGCUUAUAGAUAUAUGAGAACAAUAUAGAGUUUUUUAUUUUUUAAACAAAAAGCAGUACUUGUCAAUUAGUGGUUAAGUUUUUAUAAGGCUUAUUGUUAAGUUUUCGUAUACUAAUUUCAUUUGAUAAGUUUUCUUAAUAAUAUUAAAUUAUGAUGACUAUCUAACUUAAAAGCUGAACAUGAUAUCUAGGAUCUUAAUUUAUAUCUACAAAUAGUUUAAUCAUUAUAAGAAUUUCCAAGUAUUUCAUACUCAAAAUUCAUUGAUACAUUACUCAAAUGGUUUUCUGAUUCUGAUAAUAAGGAAAAUAAUUCAUAUAAUUUUAUUUAAAAUACAAGGUUUUUUUAAUUCUUACUCUUUUUCAAUAAAAUUUAUUUUCAAUCUAUAUUCUUACUGUAAUAAGUACUCUCAAAGUGAAAUUGAUAAUAUUAUAUAUGAUAUUUCCACAUCAGAAGUAUCUUAUAUGUAGAGUUAGUAAGGACCAUUUGAUUAUGAUAUCUUAAUGUACUAGUUUUUAGAGAUUUUCAAAAAAUACAAAAUUCGUACAUCUAUUAAAUAUAAUUAUCUCUAUACAUCUAUUGAUCUAAUUAAUAAAGGAAUUGUUGACUUUUAGUAAUGGAAUUUCUAAUAUGAAGUUUUAUGUUGCAUCAACUAUUCAUUUUCAAUUAGACUUUUCUACUAAGAAGCUGAUUACUGUGUAGAUAAUGGAAGGAUGAUUUCAAAAUAAAGAUUUACAUUAGUUUGUGAUGAAUGA